Messenger RNA from Lynx canadensis (Canada lynx), 957 nucleotides. RefSeq names its product forkhead box R1 (gene FOXR1). Gene Ontology annotation, cellular component: nucleus. Lineage: Eukaryota; Metazoa; Chordata; Mammalia; Carnivora; Felidae. The record is from RefSeq and is a predicted model, not a curated record. Gene Ontology annotation, biological process: regulation of DNA-templated transcription. The transcript has 6 exons. The coding region runs from base 70 to 957 and encodes 295 amino acids. Gene Ontology annotation, molecular function: sequence-specific double-stranded DNA binding; DNA-binding transcription factor activity.
CUGAAACUCCAGCACCUCGACCUCUGGGCCAGCCUCCAUGGCCAGGUUCCGGGCUUGCUGGACUGGGACAUGGGCAACGAGUCGUUCCUGGCCUUCACCACGGCGCACCUGCCCCUGGCAGAGCAGAACCUUGCCAGGUAUAGACUUCGAAUAGUUGAACCACCAAAAGUACCUGUGGGAAAAACGCCCAACUCUGAUAAAGAUGGCCCAGCUCUUGAGCCCAACCUGUGGAUGUGGGUAAACCCCAACAUCGUGUAUCCCCCCGGAAAGCUGGAGGUCCCAGAACCUCAUAAGGGAGAGGAUCUCCCAGGCACACUCCCCUCCCCUCAGCCAGCCCCCAAAGAGGAAGACUUUGCCAGCUGCUCAGAGGCCACGGUGGUGGAGUCACUGCCACCGUCCUCGCCCUCCAGCGAGCAGUCUCCCCCUCAGAAGCGGUUUGCCUCUUCCCCCAGCAACUGGGAGCUCACAGAAGAGGAGGAGGCUGAGGACCAGGAUGACAGCUCCUCUGUGGCUCUCCCGUCCCCUCACAAAAGGGCCCCCCUCCAAAGUCGGAGGUUUCGGCAAGCCAGCAGCCAAGAGGGGAGGCUCUGGUCCCGGCCCCCUCUCAAUUACUUCCACCUCAUUGCACUGGCAUUAAGAAACAGUGCCCCCUGUGGCCUCAACGUGCAACAGAUCUACAGUUUCACUCGACAGCAUUUCCCCUUUUUCCGGACGGCCCCGGAAGGCUGGAAGAAUACCGUCCGUCACAAUCUCUGUUUCCGAGACAGCUUUGAGAAAGUGCCGGCCAGCGUGCAGGGUGGCGCCGGCACGCGGCCCCGCUCCUGCCUCUGGAAGUUAACUGAGGAGGGCCGCCGCCGCUUUGCAGAGGAGGCCCGCGCCUUGGCCUCCAGUCGGCUGGAGAGCAUCCAGCGGUGCAUGAGCCAGCCAGAUGUGAUGCCCUUCCUCUUUGACCUUUAA